Molecule: messenger RNA, 1542 nt
Organism: Penicillium subrubescens
Lineage: Eukaryota; Fungi; Ascomycota; Eurotiomycetes; Eurotiales; Aspergillaceae
Product: putative MFS hexose transporter
Exons: 2
Coding region: 1-1542 (513 amino acids)
Biological process (GO): carbohydrate transport; transmembrane transport
Cellular component (GO): membrane
Molecular function (GO): carbohydrate:proton symporter activity
Source: RefSeq, a predicted model, not a curated record
AUGGCUCCUGCUGCUGCUCAUGCGGCCGAGGGCAUCAUAUCGCCCAUCGAUGUCGACUCCAUGCCGCCGUUCUGGCGUCGGAAGAAUGGUAUCUUGCUCUAUUUCCUCCUCACGUCGUCCCUGCUGGCUAGUGCUGCCCUCGGUAUUGAUGGUUCCAUGACAAACGGAAUGCAAGUCCUGAAUUCCUGGCAAGACAGAUUCGGGCACCCCGAAGGCGCGAAGCUUGGAUUCUUUGGAGCUUCUAAUGCCAUUGGAGGCGUUAUUCCAUUCAUCUUCUUGAGUUGGAUUGGUGACAAAUGGGGCCGCCGCCUUCCAACUGCCUUGGGUUCCGUCGUCAUCAUCGUGGGAGUGAUCAUCGAGUUCUUCGCUACCUCUCUCAAUGGCUAUAUUGGUGGCAAGCUAAUCCUCGGAUUUGGAAGUUCUCUCAUCCAGAUGGGCGCACCGGUAUUAGUUACGGAGCUAUCCCAUCCCAAGGAGCGCGUCCAAAUCACGACCUUUUACAAUACAUCGAUCGUCUUGGGCUAUGUUAUUGGUGCUUGGGCAACCUUUGGCUGCUAUCGCAUUAACAGCCAGUGGUCAUGGAGACUUCCAACUCUCAUUCAGAUCGUUCCAUCGGCUUAUCAGUUCUGUCUCAUCUGGUUUUGUCCUGAAUCGCCACGUUGGUUGAUGGCUAAGGGCCGUGUCCAGGAGGCACGUGAUAUCUUGAUCAAAUACCAUGGCGAAUGCGACCCCAACUCCGAGUUAGUCGAGGUCGAAUGCGCUGAGAUUCAGCAGGCUAUUUCCAAGGAAGCUGAGGAGAACAUGACCUGGAAGGACUUCUUUUCAUCCCGGGCCAAUAUGAAGCGUAUAUUCCUUUGCUUCGCCACAGCCGUCUUCAGUCAAAGCUCCGGCAACCUGCUAGUGUCGAACUACCUCACACAAAUCCUGAAGGACACGGGUCUCAAGACUGAGUAUGAAAUUACACUUGUCAACGGAAUGGUCACACUCUGGCAGUAUAUUGUGGCCCUUUUUGUCACUCUUAUCAUCGAUCGCUUCCGUCGUCGUUUCUUCUUCCUCACCGGAUCAGGUGGUGUUCUCGUCACCUUUAUUGUUUGGACGAUUGCCGCUCAGCAAUACCUCGAACACAGCUCACUAGCUGCCGGCCGACUGGUUAUUUUUUGCAUUUUUGCGUUUCAGGCUUUCUAUACCUUCGCCUGGACAAACUUGAUUGUCACAUAUCCUCUGGAGUUGGUGACACUGCAGAUGCGUGCCAAGACAUGGGCAUUCGUCCUGCUGACGAUUCAGGUGGCCUCCAUCUUCGGAAGUUACGUCAACCCCAUUGCCCUGAAGAACAUCGGGUGGAAGUUCUACAUCUAUUACUGUGUCUGGGUGUUCAUCGUCUUCCUCAUCGUCUACUUCUUCUUCGUUGAAACGGCCGGGCCCACUUUGGAAGAAUUGGCCUAUCUGUUUGAGGGCGAGGAUACCAAGAAAGAUAUGGUGCACAAAAUUCAGGAGAAGAAGGAGCAAGUCACUUAUGAGGAGCACGUGGAGGACAAGGCUUGA